AUGUUGAACGAAGAAAACAUACAAAUCGAACUGGUAAAAUUAGAAAAUAAAAUAACAAAAAAUGAAACCAAUUUUGAAAAAAAAAAAAGAAAAAAAAAAACAGUUCAAUUUUCUGACAAGAAUGAAACUAUAUAUUAUGAAAAAGACGAAAAUGAAAAUAGUUAUUUUAAUUUUUCCAUAAAUAACUUUAACUAUUUUGAAUGUUUUUAUAAUGACAUGUAUAAUAACGAGUUUGGUGAUAAGGGAUUUAAAAAUGAUCAUUCUUUUGUAAAUGAAGGGGAUGACAAAGAGUUCAAUUAUAAUUGCAUUGAUAUUUUUAAAAUAAACGAUUCGACAGAUGCAAUUCCAAAGAAGGAUGCGAAACAUAAAAGCAUGUUAAAAGAUAGCGUAUCCAUGGGAAUUGGUAAUGUGGUUAGAAGAACUUAUGUUCCAAUGAAUAAUGCAGAAGAGGAGGAACAGCUGCAGGUGGAUGAGGGAGUUGAUUACUCCCUUGGUCAAACAUACAGGGAAUCAAAAAAUGGUGCUUGUUCAUAUCGAAACAAAAAGUGUGAACACUCCACAGGACAAGGGCAACGAUUUAGUCAUUCCUUUAAUGAAGACUCUUCAUUCGAAGUAAAUGAUGUACAUGCAGCUAUUUUAAACGCUGAGGAAAAAACAAUAAAUUACAGUGAAGAUUACUUUGGUUACAAUAUUGAACCAUUUAAUAUGAAAAAUGAACUGAAAGAAGGGUACAUUGAUAAAAAUGGAAAUUAUGUGUAUAAUGAUAUGGGUCAUGAUGAUACUGAGGAGGCUUGGUUAAAAUCAGUUGAUGAAGAAGAUCCAUUUACCACUUUUGCAAAUAAAAAAAUAAAAGCAAAGAUACACAAUGAAACUGUGUCCAAAAUUCUUCACAAGAAUAAUGAUAAUGAGAAUAACAAUGCAUUCAGUAUUAAUAUUUAUGAUGCAUUAUACUGCUUGUCUUGUCUACUCUCUGAUAAAGAAACUCCCAUAAAAGCCAUGAUCAGAUACAAGAAAGAUUUAAAAUUGUGUAAGACUUACUUAAAUGAAUGCAAACUCAAGUUAGACACAUUUAACGCAUUUUAUAUGCCUCGUAUGAUUAAGCCAUCUCCGAAUUGUGUGAAUAUGCACACAUGUUGCAAGCAUGCCCAUUCGCAUAAUUGUCAAAAUGAUAGAAAAAAAAACGAGAACAAUUCUGUAUGCACUGCAUGCAAUAAUAAGGGAAACCACUUGGAGGUGAAUUUGAAGAGACCAGAAUGUUCUCCAAAGAAACAGAAAAAGGCCAACCCGUCAAUAUGUGAAAUAGGAAGAAAUAAAAAGACAAUAAAUGAAGAGACAAUAAAUGAAGAAGCAAAAAAUGAAGAAGUAAAAAAUGAAGAAGUAAAAAAUGAAGAAGCAAAAAAUGAAGAAGUAAAAAAUGAAGCGGAAAAAAAUGAAGAAGUAAAGAAUGAAGAAGUAAAAAAUGAAGAAGUAAAAAAUGAAGAAGUAAAAAAUGAAGCGGAAAAAAAUGAAGAAGUAAAAAAUGAAGCGGAAAAAAAUGAAGAAGUAAAGAAUGAAGAAGUAAAAAAUGAAGCGGAAAAAAAUGAACUUACCAAAUGCCAAUUGUUAAAAGAUGAAGAACUCCAAUGUGCUGAGAAAAACAUGAAAGUGGAGAAGCAGACAGAUAAGAGCGAGAUAUUGCUAAAUGAAAAAAUCACUACGCACGAACAGGGGAAAUCUCCACUGGAAGGAAAAUCAAUGGUAGAGAAAGAUGUCGAUGCACAUGAGGGAGAAAACAAUAAUGAAGGAGGUGACAGAGGAGGGAGUGCUGAAAGUACGGAAAAUGGAUUUAUUGAAUAUGAACGACCAUAUGAAUUGCAUCAAUUAGAAGAAAUUUACCAAAAAAUAAUUCUUGAUUACAAAACAAUGGAACGGAGAUUUAACAACAUAAUAGAAUUAACGCAAAAAUUGUCAAAUGAAUUUAAGAACGUAUAUUUUUUAACAAAGAAUGAAUUUGAAAGUUUGUGCAAAAAUCUAGAACAGUACAAAGAGGAGAAUGUAGAAAUAUUAUGGCAGUUAAAGUGGAAUAAUGACGCUAACAAUAAUAUAUAUGGCCCAUAUAAUUACUAUGAUAUAUAUAAUUUAAUAUCUGUUGGAACUGUAUCAGCAGAAAACCCAAUAAUGUUAAGGAGGAUAAAUAAAGAAAAUAAGGUUUUAGAAAAUAUAUGGCAAAUGUAUGAUGCUGUUAACUAUUUAAUAUUUGUUACUAACGAAAGUGUUAAGAAAAAGAGGAAGUUAUGUGAAAAUAACCAAGAACAUGAAGAAUAUGAAGGUGAUGUUGUGAAUAAUUUUGAGGAUGACAGUUAUGACAUAAGGAAGAAGAAACGAAAGAAGAAGGGUCUAAUUCAAAUAUCAAAAAGCAAGGAAAAUUUGUUGGACAACCAGGAUGAUUCAGACAAUGAAGAGGAUAAUUUUGAACAUUAUGAUUAA
Plasmodium gonderi is the source of this 2466-nucleotide messenger RNA. RefSeq lists its product as hypothetical. Gene Ontology annotation, cellular component: U5 snRNP. The coding region runs from base 1 to 2466 and encodes 821 amino acids. The transcript has a single exon. NCBI's taxonomy places the organism in Eukaryota, Apicomplexa, Aconoidasida, Haemosporida, Plasmodiidae. The record is from RefSeq and is a predicted model, not a curated record.